Messenger RNA from Alternaria arborescens, 1821 nucleotides. RefSeq lists its product as hypothetical. The coding region runs from base 1 to 1821 and encodes 606 amino acids. The transcript has a single exon. NCBI's taxonomy places the organism in Eukaryota, Fungi, Ascomycota, Dothideomycetes, Pleosporales, Pleosporaceae. The record is from RefSeq and is a predicted model, not a curated record.
AUGAAGGGAUUCUUCCAUGUUCUCAUCUUUGCUGCGGCGUGCGCAGUAGCAUCACGAACAACAAAGCGGCAAUCCUCACCUCGACCGAUGGAAAACCUUGGGCGAGGUAUUGUCGCUGUUCGUGCCCAGAACGACAGCGCUUUCAUCAGCUGGCGACUACUUGGUCUUGAUCCAGAAGACAUCGCUUUCAAUAUCUAUCGCUCAACGGAUGGCGCCAACGCGACGAGACUCAAUCCAGAGCCUCUUACUGGCGGCACGAACUAUCUGGACUCCGGACCUGAUCUCAGCCGAUCUAACGAAUACUGGGUACGGUCAGUUAUCGGUGGGAAUGAGCGAUCGGCUGUCAAUUCGAGCUACACACUUCAGGCUGAUACGAGGCAAGAGCCGCUUAUACGUGUUCCUAUCAGAUCAGGUGAUCAGAUCAAGUACGUGUGGGUUGGUGAUCUUGAUGGAAGCGGCGAGUACGGCUACGUCGUCGACAGACAUGGCGUUCAGCAAAGCUUUGAAGCCUACCGCAGCAACGGUGAAUUUCUGUGGGAAGCGGGCAUGGGACCUAAUAGCGAGAAUCAGAACAAUAUCGAACCGGGAUCAGCAGCCCUUGACGUCGGUCAUUGGGAUGGCUUGACCGUGUACGAUCUCGACAGCGAUGGAUUUGCCGAAGUCAUCGUACGCAUAGCCAAUGGUGUUAUAUUUGGCGACGGAGCCAUAUUCGACGAAGGAAGUAACGACGACGAGCAAUUCAUCGCUGUCCUAGACGGCCAAACAGGUGCUCUUCGCGCAUCAAUCUCUAUUCCAAACGACUAUAUAGAGCACGGGCCUUUCGCCGCACGUUUGGGCAUCGGCUACCUCGACGGCACCACACCGCACAUCGUAGGCUUCAUGAAGAACCGCCGUGACGACAAAGUCUUCAACCGUAUCAUGGCCGCAUGGACCUUUGAUGGCACUAGACUAGACCAAAAAUGGAUUUGGGACGACCAGAACGCUGGAGCAGGAUCUGACGGACACAACACUCGCAUUCUUGAUGUCGACGGCGACGGCGUCGAUGAGGUUGGCGAAAUUAUGUUCCUGCUUGAAGGAAACGGAACCAUGCGCUACUCGCUCACAGACUCAGGUAUCGGGCACGGCGACCGCUGGCAAGUCGCCAAGAUCGAUCCGGAAAGACCGGGUCUACAGGGUUAUGGCGUCCAGCAAGAUAACCCAUCCAAACUGUGGGAGUACUACUACGACGCACGCACAGGCGAGGUACUAUGGAAGCACUACGGUGACGCCGUCGGAGAUAUUGGUCGAGGCAUGAUUGGUGAUAUCGAUCCCAACCAUCCCGGCAUGGAGUCCUGGAGUGCAGGCGGAAACGGACUGUACAACGCGCCCAGCAACUCCACCAUCACCAAUAGUAGCGAACUCGCUCCCUGGGCACAUCUGGGUCUCUGGUGGGACGGUGACGACACAAUGGAACUGUACAACGACGGCAAAGUGGAAAAAUGGAACCCAGAGACUCCUACUACAUCUUCCUCGCUACCCCGCUUGUUCCGCAUCAGCGAUUACGGUGCAGUGAACCCUGGUGAUCCCAAUCCAGCUUUUCUAGGCGACAUAUUCGGUGAUUGGAGGGAAGAGGUCAUUACAACGAAUGAGGAUAUGAGUGAGCUGAUUAUCUUUACUACUGACCAGCCGACGAAACGGAGACUGUACACGCUGGCGCACAAUCCAAACUACCGGAACGGAAUGACGCUGAAGGGUUAUCUGCAGAAUGCCCAUGUAGAUUACUUCAUUGGAAAUGGUAUGAAGACACCACCGCAGCCGAACAUCCGGUACGUAGGUGUCUGA